UCGCGUGUUUAUUUGGGGGAACGGGCGGCGAGAGCGAGGAAUUUCGCGCAGACCCACACACAGAGAGUGGCGGCUCCAGAAAUCAAGGGGGGUGGGUGUUGUCUCAGUAACUGAUGUCGGUGAGCUCGGGUCAGACAGUCAUCAGCAGAAACAGGGUGAUCUCUCCCUCCCCGGGGUGAGCUAACAGGAGACUGCGAUUUCCAAAGGCGUGGGACUGCCAUGAGUCGAAAAUAAGGAAAGUUACAAGGAAAAUGUAGAAAAAAGACAGACGCGGAUUUGGGAUUAAGCAGGAUGAACACAAGCCCCAUCCUCUGGAUAUUGGCUGUCUUCUCGGGAAUUGGCGCUGAGACGUUCCACGUUGUUCAGAAACUUCCCAGAAUUCUGGUGGAGGAGACACAAUCAGUCCUCAUCCCCUGCAAAUGGACAGGCAAUGUCUCCCGGCCAAUAGGCUCUUACAGAUGGCAGAAGGAUGGAAGGAAUGGCACGGAAGUUUCUGGUCAGACGGCAGAGUACAGAGGGCGGGUGCACAGAUCCCAAGAGGAUUUUUUUAACAGCCAAGAUGCCUCGCUAUUGCUGAAGGAGUUGAAAGUGACUGAUUCCGGGAUGUAUUAUUGCAGUGUGAAAAUAAUGGAACUGGGUGAGGAAUAUGGAGCAGGAACACAGCUCACCGUGAGAGCGAAAACAAAAGGUGCCAUGACCCUAUGGUCAUUCCUGUUGAUCGGUGCUCUGGUGAAUGGGGCUUUCUUGUUCAUUUUUGUGCUCUACUGUGUGAAGUUACGCAGAACGAAAGGUGCUCAGUGGGCUCAACGACCAUACAGAGUUAUUUCAGAAAUUACCUCUGUGGAUAAUUUUGUAACAUUAUGUGCACAGGAUGGAGCACAGGAUCUGAUUGCCAAAGAUCUGCACCCAAACAACAGACAACUUCAUCAGCCAAUAUACAUUACGCAACGUUAAAGUUAGACGAGGCUGCUAAUGGAUCAUCUAUUCUGAACUUGAUUGUGGAAGGCAAUGAUUUAGAGCAUGAUUAUGGAUAUGACGAGCUUAAUGUAACAG
Molecule: messenger RNA, 1053 nt
Organism: Chiloscyllium plagiosum (whitespotted bambooshark)
Lineage: Eukaryota; Metazoa; Chordata; Chondrichthyes; Orectolobiformes; Hemiscylliidae
Source: RefSeq, a predicted model, not a curated record